AGAUUUUUUGAUUUCUCAUCAUCCUUCAAAGUUCAGAGUCCUCCAGCCCAUCGAGUAGCACAUGUUGGCGGUUGCCUAAUAGCAAUUAACCUACGACAAGACAAUGGGACUGGCCGGCAGAAAGGAAAAACAACGCAUUCCAAAUGACCCACGAAACUUAUCCUGGGCAGAUGAUGCAGCUCGCUUCGGCCAGUCUUAUAUGUCCAAGCUCGGCUGGGACCCCUCAAAAGGUCUAGGCGCCUCAGGUGAUGGGAUGAAAUCACAUCUUAAGGUCUCCCAAAAGCUUGAUAUGCUUGGGAUUGGCGCCGCUCAUCAGAAAGACCCGCAUGGUAUCGCGUGGAAACAGAAUAAGGAAUUCGAGGCUUUGCUGCAGAGGCUUAAUGCGCAGGAUGGUCAAGAUUCUGCUUCUAAGCAUGUACUAGGAGAGUUUGUUCGGCCUGAGCACUCUGCAACAGACGUACACUCCGAAGAGGACAAGGAACUGGACCCAUCACCGAAGAAAGAGAAGAAGCGUAAGCGAAAGGAAGGGGGACAUGUCGAGGACGGAAAAGAUAAGAAGAAGCGGAAGAGAGACAAACGCCAGGAUGAAGAUGUCAAAGAUUCAGCUGCAGUAGAUUCGUCAAAACCCGCUUCACCACACAUCGAUCCUCCUGCCCCAUCCCCAGAUACCGUGUCAUCCAUUAUUCAAACAAGGCCAAAGGGACGCCCUAUGGCCCACCGUGCUCGCAUACAAGCUGCUAAACGCCUUGCCAACAAAUCAGCAGCUGCCAUCUCUGAAAUUCUUGGGAUCGCACCGACUCCUUCAUCCGUUUCCUCUACAACCCCCUCCGGUUCUCUGACCCCAAUCACACCUGGAGACAGCGACCUCCCGCUCGAGAAGCUCACAACAUCGACGAAAAGCGUUGCAGAUUAUUUUAAGGAAAAACUUGGCGCGAAAUCUGGCUCCAAUACCCCAGCUGCGAAUGACGAUGGCAGCACUUCUCGGGGAGGGAUUGGCUCCAGCGCCCCCUCUCGAGACGAUGUAGAUCAACCGCGAAUUGGACUCGGCGCAGGUCGCAGCUUUGGAGAAGGUGGCUCUUCGAACGUGGUCGCCCAGUUCUUCAAUGCAUCCUCUUCAUCACAUGCCACGGUUGUUCAGAUGGCAUCUUCCGCUAUACAGGCCAUAAUUCAACCUCCCGAACAAACGCCGACAUCUUCUACAGAUAAUUCCAAGGACGAAGAAAUGACCGAGAAACAGCGACGCAAAGCGCAGAGAAAAGAAGCAAGGAAAAAGCGCGACGCAGAGGUAGUUGAUGUACCUGCGGGGGCAGGAGUCGAGAUGUCUAACAGCGAUGCCAAGGCGGAAAAGAAGAAACGGAAAGAGGAACGGAAGGCGAAAGGUGCAGAAUCAUAUGAUUUUGCUCCAUCGGCUGUUGUGGAAGAAGACUUAGAGACUGAGAGGAAGAAGCGGAAAGAUGACAAGAAGAAAAGAAAAUCAAAGUCUGAUAAUCAAGAGGAAGGUGAAAACCGGUCCAAAAAAUCUAAAAAGCGCACAGAGCUGGCCGAUGACUCAUGACCUCUCGAAAGUCGCCAUUAUACCGUCUAGAUCUCAUAUAUACCAUUACCAUCAACCGGUACUACAUUAUCAAAAAUAUUUGUACGU
Molecule: messenger RNA, 1642 nt
Organism: Suillus discolor
Lineage: Eukaryota; Fungi; Basidiomycota; Agaricomycetes; Boletales; Suillaceae
Exons: 3
Coding region: 104-1555 (483 amino acids)
Molecular function (GO): nucleic acid binding
Source: RefSeq, a predicted model, not a curated record